Messenger RNA from Aspergillus japonicus CBS 114.51, 654 nucleotides. RefSeq lists its product as uncharacterized. The record is from RefSeq and is a predicted model, not a curated record. NCBI's taxonomy places the organism in Eukaryota, Fungi, Ascomycota, Eurotiomycetes, Eurotiales, Aspergillaceae. The transcript has 4 exons. The coding region runs from base 97 to 495 and encodes 132 amino acids.
UCUGGCUCUUGACGUCCCUGUCAACAUCUUCCACUACCUAUAACUUUCCUGUCUGCUUCCUACAUCCAUCGGGAUCGAGCCGAUCGAUCGACUCUCAUGCACCGGUUUGGUGGCUUUCUAGCCAGUACCAGUAAUGCAACAAACAGCACGUUACUGUGUUCCGUUCCAGCUCUUUGCUUUUUCUGGCAGGUCAAAUUGACUGUCAGGCAAGGCACACACACACACACCACAGUGGCCACAGUGACACAAGUGCCUGACCAAGAUCCUCUUUCACCUUCCAGCACAGACCCAUUCCCACCCCUGAAAUCCAUCCAAUACUGGCUCGUGUCGCGGCCGCAAUUUUGGCCGUUUACCUGGACCGGUUUCUCCCCGAGUGAUCGACACCAAAACGCGAUUCCAUCUACUCAUAGACUACUUGUACUUGCCGCGUUCCGCAUGGGCCACUGGCUAAGUACCUUAACUAGGGGCCGAGUCCUUACUUCGGACCAUGCGUGAGCCCGCCAGAGACGACAUCUGGCCUUGGCUAGCAACGCCAUAGAAUCAAUCCUUCUUUGAUGGGGUAGUUCUUCGAUACAGGAGUGCGGGAAAUCCCCUUACCCCACUCAACAAUUACGACCUAUUCACGAACUAUAAGUACAGAAAUAGACAAGGGUA